Molecule: messenger RNA, 1225 nt
Organism: Juglans regia (Persian walnut)
Lineage: Eukaryota; Viridiplantae; Streptophyta; Magnoliopsida; Fagales; Juglandaceae
Product: F-box protein SKIP28
Exons: 2
Coding region: 137-1156 (339 amino acids)
Cellular component (GO): cytoplasm
Molecular function (GO): protein binding
Source: RefSeq, a predicted model, not a curated record
CUUGUGGUCUUUGUUGUAUGAUCUCUUUCCCAAGUAAAAUUAACCUAUACAAGAAGUUCCUUCCUUCCUAUGCAAGCCUUAAUUCCUCCAAACCAGUUCUUAUAUUGGAAUUGAUGCACACCAUUGGACAAAGAACAUGGAAAUCUCUCAGGUUAUUGAGGACAGAGAACCUGAAGCCAUGGAGAAGUUAAUACAGAAGGCAAAAGAUCCUUUGCCGUCUAAUUCCUGUAUUAUUCCCCAGGAGGAGUACACGAUACAGGAAAUAAAACCAGGGCCUCCCCAUGAAGCUCUGUUCCUUGUUUUAGCUUACCUUCCUUUAUUUGAACUUCUUGCCAUGGGUGAAGUCUGCAUGUCACUAAGAGAUGCAGUGCACAAGGAUGUGUUGCCAUGGCUGAAUAUCAUAGUCGAAAGGCCUUUGAACUUGAGAUUGACUGAUGAAAUUCUGAAGAACAUCGCUUCAAAAGCGAUUGGGAGGCUGAAAACUUUGGCUCUCAUGAACUGUGUAAAGAUUACGGAUGAUGGGCUUCAGUCGGUCAUAGACAGAAAUCAUGGUAUCAACAAGCUGUACAUUCCUACUUGCACCGGCUUAACAUCCGGGGGAGUCAUUAGGGCGGUGAAGACAUUAUCCGAACAUAAUCACAGCUUAAAGAGCCUGAGGAUAAAUGGCAUCUACAACAUAGAAAAAGAAGAACUUGAAAUACUUCGAUCUUAUCUUCAAAUGAACCUAUCUCAGCAGAUGCAGCAACCUAUGCUAUUUCACCACAGGAACUUAUCUAUGUUUAGCAACAAAAGUGAGCCUCUGAUUGACGUGGAUAUCUGCCCAAAGUGCAAAGAUGUAAGAAUGGUUUACGACUGUCCAAGAGAGGCGUGCAAGAGGAAGAAUAAGAAGCUGAUGCAUCCAACGGCCGGUUGCAAGGGGUGCAACCUUUGCAUUCCGAGGUGUGAAGAGUGUGGCGGAUGUUUGGAAUCUGAAGAAAUAGAAGAGACUGCUUGUGGAGACAGCUUGUGUUCAGAGUGCUGGCUGAAGCUUCCUAAGUGUAAUUUCUGUAACAGACCUUACUGCAACCAACAUACCCAUCGGCAAUGCAAGCACUCCAGCUCUUCUGAUUUUGUUUGUGAUGUUUGUCAUGAGAGAUAUGUAUGGAACUUCACUUGAUAUGCAGUAUUGAAAUAGUUUUAGAAGGUGAUAACGAAAAUCAAAUCUUAAUUAUCAUUUCAGCAUCUC